Molecule: messenger RNA, 789 nt
Organism: Halteromyces radiatus
Lineage: Eukaryota; Fungi; Mucoromycota; Mucoromycetes; Mucorales; Cunninghamellaceae
Exons: 2
Coding region: 1-789 (262 amino acids)
Source: RefSeq, a predicted model, not a curated record
AUGGUUGAAAGAAAUUCUAGGCAAAAUUUGACUUGUCCUCCUUAUUUACCUUCAUCAUCAUCACCAUCAUCAUCAACAUCACCAGCAUUAAUAGCAGGAAACAAACAACAUUUACAACAAUCCAUUCCUGUGGAGAUAUCAGAUGAAUUCUUACCUCCCUAUACCUGUUCUGUGGCAAAAUCAGGCAAGAUGUAUAUAAAACGAGAAAUGGAUCGUCAUUUUUUACCAUCUGCUGAUCGAAGCUGGAAAAAACAUCUUGUCCAAUUACAUGGUACUUUAGUCGACAUUUAUACAAAGACAAAUACAGAUACAUCAUCACAGAAAUUCAUUCAUCGCAUAAAAACAAAUAAGGAAUAUGUAUUAUUACAUCGACAAAGUCUACAAAGAGUAGAAGUAGGAUGGGCCUCUGAUUAUCAACAACAUCCGUAUACCUUUCGAAUGUAUUUCUUUAAAACUGGUGAGCAAUGGUUGUUGAGGCCAUGUGUUGAUCGAGGUGGAUCCAAUGAAGAACUUCGUGCUAUGGUAGAAUGGAUUGAAACUAUUCAAGCAGCGAUUACAAUCAGUGUUGAUCUAGAUCAUCAAAAAAUGCCCACAUUUAUUACUUUGGCACGUACACAUUAUAGACAUCAUAACAAUAUGGCAACCUUAGUUCUUGAUCAAUCCAAAAUGCCCAUUCAAAUUUGUCAUCAUCGUGGUACUCAAUUUCAAUCUAUCCCUCUCUCGUCCAAUAAAAGGAAACGAUGGAUCCAUCAUUUGAAGAAAAUGGUAAUACUAAGAAGAAGUAUAUAA